This is a messenger RNA of Anguilla rostrata (American eel), 3130 nucleotides long. RefSeq names its product adaptor related protein complex 4 subunit mu 1 (gene ap4m1). Gene Ontology annotation, cellular component: clathrin adaptor complex; cytoplasmic vesicle; trans-Golgi network. The transcript has 16 exons. Gene Ontology annotation, biological process: protein targeting; intracellular protein transport; Golgi to lysosome transport. The coding region runs from base 235 to 1560 and encodes 441 amino acids. Lineage: Eukaryota; Metazoa; Chordata; Actinopteri; Anguilliformes; Anguillidae. The record is from RefSeq and is a predicted model, not a curated record.
AUGCAAUUCCAGUGUGGCGGAACCCAGUCAACAAACAUACCGACGGAGAAGAGGAAGGGACAAUUAUUUUUUGAUCAGUGUUUUUUUUUUUUUGCUAUUACUUGCUAACGUCAGUUUUUUUAACUAAGUGUACUGAUGAAAAGUUAAAGUUUAUUAUCUCGAGCCAGGAAUUUCGCUACAGGUUUGAAGUUUUUAUCGAGAGUUUUGAAAUUGAACAAAUGCCGGUGCGGAAGAAUGAUUUCCCAGGUGUUUAUCUUGUCAUCCAAGGGCGAUCACCUCAUCUAUAAAGACUUCCGUGGCGAGGCGGCCAGUGACGUCAUCAAUGUAUUCUACGAGAUGGUGACGUCCUUGCGUGGAGACCAGGCUCCAGUUGUUAUGAGUCAUGAUGGACUGCAUUUCAUCCACAUCAGGCAGGGGGGGCUUUACUGUGUUGCCACAACAUCCACCAACCCCUCCCCGUUCACCAUCAUUGAGUUCCUUAACAGAUUUGCAGGUCUCAUUAAGGACUAUUGCGGCAGUCUCUCGGAGAAAUCCGUCAAGAUGAACUUUGCCCUCAUUUACGAGAUGCUGGAUGAGAUGCUGGACUAUGGCUACAUCCAGACCACUUCCACUGACAUCCUGAAGAACUUCAUCCAGACAGAGGCUGUGAGCUCCAAGCCUGUCAGUCUCUUUGACCUCAGCAACGUUGGGCUGUUUGGCGCAGACACGCAGCAGAGCAAAGUGGCCCCCAGCACCGCUGCCAGCCGCCCCCUCAUGUGCAGCCGGGACCAGGGGGGGAAGAACGAGGUCUUUGUUGACGUCAUCGAGAGGCUGACCGUCGUCAUUGGCUCCAACGGCGUUCUGAUGAAGGCUGAGAUUCAGGGGGAGAUCAGGGUCAAGUGUUACCUGCCCACCUGCUCAGAGAUGAGAAUUGGGUUGAAUGAGGAGUUCAGCAUUGGGAAGUCCCAGCUUAGAGGUUAUGGAGCAGCAGUGAGGGUGGAUGAGUGUAGUUUUCAUCAUGCUGUAAAGCUGGAGGAGUUUGACAGCUACAGGAUCCUGAGAAUUUGUCCCAGCCAAGGAGAGCAGACGGUGAUGCAGUAUCAGCUCUGUGACGACCUACCCUCAGCCCCGCCCUUCCGGCUCUUCCCCACAGUGGAGAGGGACAACAGUGGCAGGUUGUUAAUAUACUUAAAGCUCAGGUGUGAUCUGCCUCCAAAGAGUGCUGCUCUGAGUGUGUCUGUCACAGUGCCGGUGCCCAAAGGCUCAUUAAGUUUGUCUCAGGAGUUGAGCAGUCCGGAUCAGACAGCUGAGCUGCAGGCCAGCAGUAAGGCUGUGUUCUGGGAGAUACCACGUUUCCCUGGGGGGGCCCAGCUUUCCGCUCUCUUCAAACUGGAGGUUCCUGGCCUAAGCUCCGCCUCCCUGAUGGAAGUGGGUCCGGUCAGCCUGAGCUUUGAGCUGCCGAAGCACACUUGUACUGGGCUGCAGAUCCGAUUCCUCCGCCUGUCCCCGGCCCAGCCCGGUCCGCCCCAGCGCUGGGUCCGCUACGUCACGCACUCCGACUCGUACACCAUCCGAAUCUGAGUCUGACACCACCCGAUUCUGAGUCUGACACCAUCCGCAUCUGAGUCUGACACCAUCCGAUUCUGAGUCUGACACCACCCGCAUCUGAUGCACUGACACACACACACACACGUGCACAUGUCCAGAGAACACCACAACUGUCCCUCACGCCAAUCCCGGACAGUGGCCAUGUUCUGUCCUCUCCAAACAGAGCUGCUUGUCCAGCCUCCUGGCUGUCACCCACACACACGCACUCACACACACGCACUCGCACACACGCACUCACACACGCACACACGCACUCACACACGCACACACGCACACACGCACUCACACACGCACACACGCACUCACACACACGCACUCGCACACACGCACUCACACACGCACACACGCACUCACACACGCACACACUCACACACGCACUCACACACACGCACUCGCACACACGCACUCGCACACACGCACUCACGCACACGCACAUGCACACACGCACUCACACACGCACAUGCACACACGCACUCACACACGCACACACGCACACACGCACUCACACACGCACAUGCACACACGCACUACACACACGCACACACGCACUCACACACACACGCACACGCACUCACACACACGCACACGCACACACGCACUCACACACGCACAUGCACACACGCACACACGCACUCACACACACGCACAUGCACACACGCACUCACACACACGCACUCACACACACGCACUCGCACACACGCACUCACACACGCACACACGCACACACGCACUCACACACACGCACAUGCACACACGCACUCACACACGCACACACGCACUCACACGCACACGCACUCACACACACGCACAUGCACACACGCACACACGCACUCACACACGCACAUGCACACACGCACACACGCACUCACACACACGCACAUGCACACACGCACUCACACACACACUGCACACACACACACACGCACAUGCACACACGCACACACGCACUCACACACACGCACUCACACACACGCACGCACAUGCACACACGCACUCACACACACACGCACAUGCGCACACACGCACACACGCACUCACACACACACGCGCACUCACACGCACAUGCACACACACACACACGCACACGCACAUGCACACACACACACACACUCACACACGCACGCACACAUGCACAACGGAGCUGUUUUUUCCAACCUCCUGAUAGUCACACACACUCCUACACGCACACUCACACACACGCACACUCACACACACUCGCACACACACACACACUCCCACACGCACACUCACACACACACACUCACACACACACACACACAUGCACAACGGUGCUGUUGGUCCAGCCUCCGGGCAGUCUGGUUGUGCAUCUUGUCAUGCACUUUGAGUGAAUGCAUUCAGCAAAUGGAUUUAGCAUUUAUUUAUUUAAUAAAUAUUGUAUAAACUGAGUGUUACUUACAUUUGUAAAUAUUUACAUACACGUAUGUUGAGCCUUUGAUGUUUUUUUGACCGGCACAAUGAGAAUGAUGAUGAGAGAAUAUACAGAAAACUGCCCCAAUAAAUCAAUAGUAGUAUCGAAAGGAAA